Vigna umbellata (rice bean) is the source of this 839-nucleotide messenger RNA. The record is from RefSeq and is a predicted model, not a curated record. Lineage: Eukaryota; Viridiplantae; Streptophyta; Magnoliopsida; Fabales; Fabaceae.
UCAGUUGAGAAUGAGCUUGCUUUCAAGAAUAAGGCAUUAUUUACCCCAUGGUUUGUAUAUACAAACUUUUCAGCCAACCAUAGUGCAGCUUAACUCUAGUAACAUAUAUGCAUUUUCAAGAAAUUUUGGUCAGCCUGCAAGGAAAGAGGAGGAGGAUGUAGAGGAAGUGGAAAUUUACCCAAGAAGUCUUCCAGCUGAUUUUGAUCCCGCUACAUUUGAUCCCAAUGAUCAUCGAGGUCCUCCUCAGCUUGUUGAUGAGAUAGCAUCUCUUACAGUAGCUGAAGCCUCAAAAUUGGGUCUUGUGCUGAUGAAGAAAAUGGGUGUGAAGGAGAUGCCUAAUGUGGAAUUUAUAAAAGCAGGAUCGGGAAAUUUGGCUGGAAUGGCAGCGAAAGCACCAGCUGCGGCCAAGGAGGAGCAAAAGCCGGGAAAAACUGUGUUUGAAUUGAAACUGGAGUCCUACGAAGCGGCUUGCAAAAUUAAAAUCAUCAAGGAAGUCCGGGGCUUUAGUGAUUUAGGUUUGAAGGAGGCCAAGAAUUUGGUGGAUAAAACACCUUUUUAUAUAAAGAAAGGUGUUUCAAAAGAAGAAGGGGAGAAGAUAAUGGAGAAACUCAAAGCUCGUGGUGCAAAAGUUAUUAUGUAAUGAUGUAUGUGUUUCAUUUUACUUUUCUGAAAAUUUGAAAAUUUUAUAGUUGCUGUGUUAAUUUUUUAGCAUGAACUGCAAUUUGAUUUUAUGCAGCUUUGCAACAUUAUUCUUCUGUUCCCUUUUAAUGGAAUAAAUUUUUGUAUUCCUACGUACGAUACUAAUUAACAUCUUACAAAUAAAUUAUUGUUUUCUAGAC